Molecule: messenger RNA, 1431 nt
Organism: Nematolebias whitei (Rio pearlfish)
Lineage: Eukaryota; Metazoa; Chordata; Actinopteri; Cyprinodontiformes; Rivulidae
Gene: inpp5l
Product: inositol polyphosphate-5-phosphatase L
Exons: 16
Coding region: 1-1188 (395 amino acids)
Biological process (GO): phosphatidylinositol dephosphorylation
Molecular function (GO): inositol-polyphosphate 5-phosphatase activity
Source: RefSeq, a predicted model, not a curated record
AUGGAAACGUUCACAGACGUGCUGCUGGUCACCGCGAACGUCGGCUCGCUCUUUGACAACGUGGGUGAAAUUCAAAAUGGGUGGUUACAAGAACUGUAUAAGACGAUCCACAAAUGCAAGCCUCAGUUCGUCGCCCUGCACUUCCAGGAGGUGGGAGGGAAGGACUACAUGGUCAACAUGAGCCAAGCUGAAAGCUUCUUCUGGAACAUUGAGUCCAGUACGGAAAUGAAGGACUUUGACAGAGUUUGCGUUUAUGUUGACAACGAGUUCCAAGCAGAGGACAGCUUCACGGCUUUGGGAAGCAUGUACUUCAUCCACAAGACACUGAAAGACAUCUAUCAAUAUGACUUUAAUGUCAAAGAGUUCAAAGUGGUGGUGGGGCAGAACAAGUACGUGGGCUCUCUGGACAGGGUCGCCACCGUGGAGAAAGAAAAAUUCCCAAAGAAUUUCUGGCCUGAUUUCAAGUGGUCUAGAAAGGGCUUCAUGAGGACCCGCUGGAUCAUACACAACCAAGGUUUAGACCUGGUCAACGUCCACCUGUUCCACGAUGCCUCCAACCUCGUUGCCUGCAAUUCCAGUCCUUCCGUUUAUUCAGCCAACCGUAAAAACGCCCUCAGAUAUGUGGUCAACAGGAUAUCAGAUAACCGCUACACAGCGAUGCCUUUUUUCCUGUUUGGAGACUUCAACUUCCGUCUUGAUACUCUAAGUCUGGUUCAGCAUCUGUCCACUGAAGCAGAUGUGCAGACAGUAAAGAAGGACAGCACUAAUGAAGUGGAGAAAAUCAUAUGUGAAGAAAAAAACAAUGACCACCAGGUGCUGCUUCAUAUUGAGGAGAAGCUGUUUUCCUACCUGCACCAGGCACUUUUCAGAAAGGACAACGGCCAAGCACUUUGGAAGUAUGAUAAAGAAGUGGCAACCUUUCACGACGUUAUUAAAGAAGAGGAGAUCAGGUUUCCACCCAGCUAUCCCUACAGUGAGGACUACACUCAACCAACGCAGUACAUGAACACUCGCUGUCCCGCCUGGUGUGAUCGUAUCCUCAUGUCACACGCUGCCCAUGACUGCAUCCACAGGAGCAAGGAUGCUGAUGAGAAGUGUGUUGUUUACAACACAAUGGGUCCUAAUGUCUGUAUGGGAGACCACAAGCCUGUUUUCCUGUUUUUCUCCCUGAAGACGGACAACCACUGACUGGGAUCCUUCUCAACGGUUCAAAACCCGCCGUGGAUAAUCAGCCCAAGCAUCAGCCAGCAUCCUCAGAGCUGUGAGCUCCCUGCACAAGCAUCACUGGUCUUAGACCUCACUGCUGCACACUGUCCACCUCAGCUCCAACAGAUUUAUGUUAAACAUAAAUCAUAACAGAUAAAGUGCACAUAUUUAUCCACACCUACGCCCACUCUCUGAGCUUUACUGGUUCAAAGGUCUCAGCUUUGU